AUGGCGGCCCCUUAUCCCAGCCGUGGUGGCGGAGGCGCGGUCAAAUGCAGGGGAGGCCUGGGCGCCAGCGUCCCGUGGGACGUUCUGCCGGGGCUCGUGGUCAAGACCCCGCCCGGACCCUGCCUGCAGGCGCAGCGCAAGGAGAAGUCCCGUAACGCGGCCCGCUCGCGGCCCCCAAGCCGCAGGGGCCCGGCCGCGCUGGUCACUGAAGUCUUCGAGCAGCACCUGGGAGGACACAUCUUACAGUCCCUGGAUGGCUUCGUGUUUGCCUUGAACCAAGAAGGAAAAUUCCUGUACAUCUCAGAGACAGUCUCCAUUUAUCUGGGUCUCUCACAGGUGGAGCUGACGGGCAGCAGCGUCUUCGACUACAUCCACCCCGGGGACCACUCCGAGGUGCUGGAGCAGCUGGGGCUUCGGGCCCCGAACCUGGGGCCCUCCACCCCGCCCUCCGUCUCCUCCUCUUCCUCUUCUUCCUCGCUUGUGGAUACCCCUGAGAUCGAGGCCAGCCCCACCCAGGUGCUUCCCACCUCCCGGGUCCAGGAGCGCUCCUUCUUCAUCCGCAUGAAAUCCACCCUCACCAAGAGGGGGCUACACGUCAAGGCCUCAGGGUACAAGGUCAUCCAUGUGACCGGGCGCCUUAGAGCCCGCGCACUGGGCCUUGUGGCCCUUGGCCACACGUUGCCCCCAGCCCCACUGGCUGAGCUGCCUCUACAUGGACACAUGAUCGUCUUCCGUCUCAGCCUGGGUCUCACCAUCCUUGCUUGUGAGAGCAGAGUCAGUGAUCACAUGGACCUGGGGCCCUCGGAGCUCGUGGGCCGCAGCUGCUACCAGUUUGUCCAUGGACAGGAUGCAACCAGGAUCCGCCAAAGCCACCUGGACUUGCUGGACAAGGGGCAGGUGAUGACUGGUUACUACCGCUGGCUGCAGCGCGCUGGGGGCUUUGUGUGGCUGCAAUCCGUGGCCACCGUGGCUGGGAGCGGGAAGAACCCCGGGGAGCACCACGUGCUCUGGGUCAGCCACGUGCUCAGCCAAGCUGAGGGUGGCCAGACACCUCUGGAUGCCUUCCAGCUUCCAGCCAGCAUGGCCUGUGAGGACGUGUCCAGCCCAGGGCCGGAACCCACAGAGCCAGAGCCCCCAGUGGGAGAGAAGCAGGCUGCCCCCCCGGAUGAGAACGAGGCCUCCGAGACACAGGGCAAACGCAUCAAACUGGAGCCCGGUCCGAGGGAAACUAAAGACUCAGAGGACAGUGGGGACGAGGAGCUGUCCAGCCACCCGGCCUCACCGCGGCCCGAGUUCACCUCUGUCAUCCGGGCAGGGGCCCUGAAGAGGGCCCCGGUGCAGCCGUGGGGCCUGGCGCCUGCCGGGGACCCCGCACCAGCCCUCCUGCAUGCAGGCUUCCUGCCGCCCGUCGUGCGGGGCCUGUGCGCGCCCAGCACCAUCCGCUAUGGCCCCACGGAGCUGGGCCUCAUGUAUCCCCAUCUGCAGAGGCUGGGCCCGGCUCCCCCACUCCCAGAGGCCUUUUACCCAACCCUGGGCCUGCCUUACCCUGGGCACACGGGCACCAGGGGGCAGCGGAAGGAGGACUGAGGACUGAGAGGGCCGCCAGAGGGAUGGCGCCUCGGGGGUGGCUGAGGGCUCCACGGGCUGUGAGGGAAGGUGCUCAGCCCUCCUCGAGUAUUAAACGCCUGCUCCCUU
Galeopterus variegatus (Sunda flying lemur) is the source of this 1695-nucleotide messenger RNA. RefSeq names its product neuronal PAS domain protein 1 (gene NPAS1). Gene Ontology annotation, molecular function: DNA-binding transcription factor activity, RNA polymerase II-specific; protein binding; RNA polymerase II transcription regulatory region sequence-specific DNA binding. The transcript has 11 exons. NCBI's taxonomy places the organism in Eukaryota, Metazoa, Chordata, Mammalia, Dermoptera, Cynocephalidae. Gene Ontology annotation, biological process: regulation of transcription by RNA polymerase II. Bases 1 to 1587 code for a protein of 528 amino acids. The record is from RefSeq and is a predicted model, not a curated record.